Eucalyptus grandis is the source of this 1488-nucleotide messenger RNA. RefSeq lists its product as uncharacterized. The record is from RefSeq and is a predicted model, not a curated record. The coding region runs from base 40 to 1404 and encodes 454 amino acids. The transcript is spliced from 2 exons. NCBI's taxonomy places the organism in Eukaryota, Viridiplantae, Streptophyta, Magnoliopsida, Myrtales, Myrtaceae.
AAAAAAAAGAAAAAAGAGAGAGAGAGAGAGAGAAGCCGAAUGGUGGCGGCGAACCAAACCAUCACCGGGGCCAGCGUGGUUGUGAAGAGGGUCCAAUCCCCGAAGGGCAUGCUCGUGCAGAUAGAGGUCGCCGUGGGCUCAGUCGCCUUCCUGCUCCUCUUCCUCACGGCUUUCGGCUUAUUGAGGCGUCGGAGCAACAAUUCAGUGCUCAAUGGCGUGCUGUGGGCAGCGUACACUCUCUCGGGCUACUUGAUAACGUACACGCUCGGGCUAAUGCGCGAAUCCCCUUUCCGCAACCCACUGUUCCCGCUGUGGGCGACUUUCCUGAUGAUCUUUCUUGGAAGCUCAAACUCCUUUUCUGCAUAUAGCCUCGCGGACAUCAAGCAGCGGAAGAAAUAUGCUUGUCAACACUACUUAAUCACGUUCAUAGGGUUACUAACAUUGUGGACGCUCUAUCUGACCACCUUGCCGUCAACGCUAGCGGUUUUCCUGCUCUGUUUCGUCAUCCUUGUGCUUAAGACCACAGAGAGAGCACUAUCUCUCAUGUCGGUGAGCGCGUUUGGCCAGGAUCGAAUGACAAAAUGGGUCACGGAUCAUAUGAGCUCCAUGUAUUGUUGCCGAGAACCCUGCAAAGCCGAUCCCAUCACUAUGAAAGGAUACAAAUAUGUAGUGAAAGUGAGCUGGACCGCACUCGAGAAAGUCUUUGGCAAAGUCGCAGCAACAAAGGCAAGUUCCAAAACGGAUUCAAAAGACCACGAGGAGGAAGUCAUCACCAUAGAAAACGUGUGGGCGUGCAAAGGGCCUCUUUUGAGCUCAAGCGGGGGAGACCGGGAUGGCAAGGUCAAGGAUAUUUGUCUCUCUUAUGCGCUCUACCUGCUUCUCCGUUUGAAAUUUUUGCACUACUCGUUGCCGGAAGAUAUUCAUAAGAAGACGUGGUGCUUGAUUCGAGAUGGGAUUCUUCGCGAAGAAAAUGGGUAUGGGCGAGCAUUUCGAGUUGCCCAAAUCGAGCUUACCUUUCUUCACGAUUUUUUCUACACCAAUUACCCCAUCAUUUUCCAAGCGCGCCUUUGGCAGCUGAAAGUGGUGGAGCUUUUGUGUUUGAUCACAGGCACCCUGGUAACAGUUGUAUUCCUGAUGCCCAAGACCACAAAGCCUCAAGAUGUCGUUGUCCAAUUGGUGACAUCCAAUGGGUUGAGCGUCGACGUUCUCUUGACUGCCGUCGUUCUCUUGGUAUUCAUAUGUGUUGAGCUUGUUCAGCUCUUUCAGAUGGCCACAUCCGAUUGGGCGAAAGUUGAAUGGCUUUGCAACUACGUGCAAAAGGUGUCGUGGCAAGGGAGCAAGCCCAUCGAGAAGCUGAUAGGACUAAUAUGCCGGGAGCGGUCAAAAACAAGGCGCUCCCGUUAGAUUGUCGGAUGAAGUGAAGAAGGCUGUGUUUGAUUCUCUGAUAAAAUGGAACGGGAAAUUGGAGAAUGGACAAGCUUCCUUGAG